AAGCUGUUUGUUGUGUACAGCAGGGAAGAUACUUCUCUUGUCUUGCUUGGAUGCACAAAUCUGUGCGCUGUGCUUUUCGCCCGUUGCCUAGACGAUCAAUUGGUUUCUCUGAGGAUGUCUGGUUCUCGUAAAGAGUUUGAUGUGAAACAGAUUUUGAAAAUCAGGUGGAGGUGGUUUGGCCAUCAAGCACCGUCUAAUUCUUCUGUGGACAGCCAGCAGGGAGAAUUUUGGAACCGAGGACAGACGGGAGCAAACGGUGGGAGAAAGUUUUUAGAUCCGUGUAACCUACAAUUGCCUUUGGCUUCAAUUGGUUACCGAAGGUCCAGCCAACUGGAUUUUCAGAAUUCACCUUCUUGGCCAAUGGCAUCCACCUCUGAGGUCCCUGCGUUUGAGUUUACAGCAGAAGGCUGUGGUGGCGCACACUGGCUGGACAGACCAGAAGUGGAUGAUGGCACCAGCGAAGAGGAAAAUGAAUCUGAUUCCAGCUCGAGCAGAACUUCCAAUAGUAGCCAGACACUGUCAUCCUGCCAUACUAUGGAGCCGUGCUCAUCAGAUGAAUUCUUUCAGGCCCUUAACCACGCAGAGCAAACAUUUAAAAAAAUGGAAAACUACUUGAGACAUAAGCAACUGUGUGAUGUCAUUUUAGUCGCUGGCGAUCGUAGGAUUCCAGCUCACAGACUGGUGCUCUCCUCCGUCUCAGAUUAUUUUGCUGCUAUGUUUACUAAUGAUGUCAGGGAGGCAAGGCAAGAAGAAAUAAAAAUGGAAGGUGUGGAACCGAACUCACUGUGGUCCUUAAUUCAGUAUGCAUACACAGGUCGACUUGAACUAAAAGAAGAUAACAUCGAGUGUCUGCUGUCCACGGCAUGCCUUCUGCAGCUCUCCCAGGUCGUGGAAGCCUGCUGCAAGUUCCUGAUGAAACAGCUCCACCCGUCCAAUUGCCUCGGAAUCCGCUCUUUCGCUGAUGCUCAAGGGUGCACAGACUUGCAUAAAGUGGCUCACAAUUACACUAUGGAACAUUUCAUGGAAGUAAUCAGAAACCAGGAAUUCGUAUUGCUCCCAGCCAGUGAGAUUGCGAAGCUCUUGGCCAGCGACGACAUGAACAUUCCUAAUGAGGAGACCAUCCUGAAUGCCCUUCUUACGUGGGUGCGGCAUGAUUUGGAGCAGAGGCGGAAGGACCUCAGUAGACUUCUGGCUUACAUCAGGCUACCUCUCCUUGCACCACAGUUCCUGGCAGACAUGGAAAACAAUGCACUCUUUCGGGAUGACAUAGAAUGUCAGAAACUCAUUAUGGAAGCAAUGAAGUACCACUUAUUACCUGAGAGGCGACCCAUGUUGCAGAGUCCUCGGACAAAACCUCGGAAGUCAACUGUUGGGACAUUGUUUGCAGUUGGAGGAAUGGACUCCACAAAGGGAGCAACCAGCAUUGAGAAGUAUGAUCUCCGCACAAACAUGUGGACGCCUGUUGCAAACAUGAACGGGAGGAGGCUACAGUUCGGCGUCGUGGUGCUGGAUGACAAGCUGUACGUGGUUGGAGGGCGAGACGGGCUGAAGACUCUCAACACCGUGGAGUGCUACAACCCCAAAACAAAAACCUGGAGUGUGAUGCCACCUAUGUCCACGCAUAGGCAUGGGCUCGGUGUGGCUGUACUGGAAGGGCCCAUGUACGCCGUAGGAGGGCAUGAUGGCUGGAGCUAUCUGAACACAGUGGAGCGCUGGGACCCUCAGGCUCGCCAGUGGAAUUUUGUUGCCACUAUGUCCACCCCCAGGAGCACAGUAGGUGUGGCAGUACUAAGUGGAAAGCUGUAUGCAGUUGGUGGUCGCGAUGGGAGCUCUUGUCUCAAGUCGGUAGAAUGCUUUGAUCCUCACACCAAUAAAUGGACACUGUGUGCCCAGAUGUCAAAAAGGAGAGGUGGCGUAGGAGUGACAACCUGGAAUGGACUGCUGUAUGCCAUUGGGGGGCACGAUGCUCCCACAUCCAACUUGACUUCCAGACUUUCAGACUGUGUGGAGAGAUAUGAUCCCAAAACAGACAUGUGGACCGCAGUGGCGUCUAUGAGCAUUAGCAGGGACGCGGUGGGGGUCUGCUUGCUUGGUGACAAGCUGUAUGCUGUUGGGGGCUAUGACGGACAGACCUACCUGAACAUAGUGGAAGCUUAUGACCCCCAGACAAAUGAAUGGACCCAGGAAGUGACGGUAGCCAGGCGCAGCGGCACACAGCACUCCGGAAGGCAAAGGAUCGCAGGAGAGAAGCUGCAGAGGACACAAGGGAAGGAAUUAAUCCAACAGAGACUCCUUGACCUCGGAAACCUCAUCAGUAGGACGCUGAGUAAAAAGACAGGUGCGGCUCUCAACCCUCACCAAAGAAUCGUCUUUAUGCAGCAAAUCAUCACCCAGAGACACAACAGAUCAAAAGGCAGAAAACCUCUGAUUGUGGGGUGCGCGGACACAACUGAUGCAGCUACAACACAUACACUUAAGGCUCAGGGAACGUCAUGGGAGUGGGGGCCAAAAGGUUGUAAGAGCUGGAGGACCGGAAGUCAGUUGCGAGACUGUAUCAUUAAGCACAGAAAGCUGUGUGGGCACCAUGUGUCGGUCGAUUCUUCUCGCUCCAAGUCUCACAGGCACAUUGCAGGGAAUCCCAGGUGGAAAUACGCUGUGCUCGGGAAACCCAGACCUUUGCAGACGGUGAUGGCAGCCCUGGGCUUUGUCCUCAAGGCUUCCCACUGCACACUCAAGCCUGAUAAAUAG
Acomys russatus (golden spiny mouse) is the source of this 2748-nucleotide messenger RNA. It is a transcript of the gene Klhl5, whose product is annotated as kelch like family member 5. Bases 115 to 2748 code for a protein of 877 amino acids. The transcript is spliced from 14 exons. Gene Ontology annotation, molecular function: protein binding. The record is from RefSeq and is a predicted model, not a curated record. Lineage: Eukaryota; Metazoa; Chordata; Mammalia; Rodentia; Muridae.